UGGACUUCUUCAGGGCCAGAUUCAAGCAGACAGAGAGGAGGGAAACGCAUUCGCGAGCGCUUUGAAUUCAGCUAGCUGCGCCUCUGCAUGCAGAUGCUUCUUUAAAGCUGACGCCCGGGGGUGCCAUAGCGCUGAGGAGCAAAGGAACGGGUUGGUUCUAUUGCUGAGAGCACUGGCAGUGGCGGAGAUUUUGGGAGGAAAAAGUAGUUGCUUGAAGCAGAGAGAGCCCCUUUGUUGCUUUGUUCAAGCAGGCGGCGUGGAUUCAAGAAGAAAGCGGCCUCUGGCUGCGGAUGCCGGAUGGUGUGGGAAGCGGGGGGGUGUAAGAUGAGGUGACAGGGGUUUGGCUGGCCGGCAGCCUCGAGGGGAGGAGGGGAGGAAUGGCGGUGACCGCUGUCCAGGCUGCGGCUGGCACAUUACCAUCGAGCACCGUGAGAUUCGACGAGUGCUGCUCGCUCCUCAGCAGUCUGCCGGGGCCACAUUUGCAAGGGAGCUUCACUGCAGCCAUCGGAUCUGGUUUGGCGCCAUCUGAGGGUCCAGAUUCCAGAUGGAGGCUAAGGUGGCGGGAGCGGAUCGGGGGGUACCUGGAGAGAAGACCCGUGCGGAGCCCUGUUUCGUGCUCCGCAGAUCGGCAAUGGGGGGCAGCAGUGGGCGAGAGCUUGUAUCAAUCGAGCCUGAUUCUACCCAAUGCCGGCACGCUCACUUUGGCAGUACCUCAGGUAGAGUGCCUGGAGGUCACGGGGGGCCACGCUUUAGAAGGCCGGGUACGCAUCAGCGGGGCCAAGAACUCGGCUCUUGCAGUUCUUGCUGGCGCUCUCUGCUGCGAAGAACCGGUCGUGCUUCGCAUGGUCCCAGAUCUGCACGACAUCAAGCGGAUGAAGCAGGUGCUAGAAUCUGUAGGAGCGACGGUCAAGCGCGGUCACGACGGCUCCGAUAGUUGCGUCCUGGUGGACGCAUCAGAACUGACGUCCGUGGAGCCGUGUCCGGACGUGGUCCGGAAACUGAGAGCGAGCUUCUUUGUGCUGGGGCCAUUGCUGGCGAGGAUGGGAAAGGCGGUUGUGCCGCUCCCGGGGGGGUGCAACAUCGGCGCGAGGCCGAUUGACUUGCACACGAAUGGGUUGAGGGCGCUGGGGGCGGAAGUCGAGCGGAAGCAUGGGAAGAUUUACGCGUACGCCAAGAACGGGCGGCGAUUGGUGGGAGGCCAUGUGCAUAUGGACUUUCCCAGCGUGGGCGCCACAGAGACGAUCAUCAUGGGGGCCGUUUUAGCAGACGGGGAUACAACCAUCACAAACUGCGCGCAGGAGCCCGAGGUCCGGGACCUCGCCGACUUCCUCAACGCGUGCGGCGCUCGCAUCCGCUUCGCCUCCAACAACACCAUCUGCAUACAAGGCGUGAAACGCCUGCACUCCGCCGAGUUCACCGUCAUUCCGGACCGAAUCGAGGCGGGCACUUUCCUCACCGCGGCUGCGAUCACGCGCUCGACGAUCUCGAUGUCCCCCGUCUAUCCCACGCACCUUGCGGCGGUCAUCAGUAAACUGCAGGCGAUCGGGUGCCGCAUCGGGCCCGACAUGGAGCUCGGACCGCAUAGUGUCAAGAUUGAGUGCCCCCCCAACCUGCGGAGCUCAGAGAUCAACACGCUGCCCUUCCCCGGCUUCCCCACCGACAUGCAGCCCCAAUUAAUGGCCCUACUAACUACAUGUUCUGGGACCAGUCAUAUCACCGAAAAUGUGUUUGAGAGCAGAAUGCGCCAUGCGGAGGAGCUGCAAAAGCUGGGCGCAAAGAUCAUCGUCAAAGGAAAGGAGGCCCGGGUGUACGGCCAGGAUGGCGGAAGCUCGCUGUACGGUGUGGAGGUCGAGGCGACAGACUUGCGCGCGGGCGCGGCGCUCGUGCUGGCGGGGCUGGCGGCCGAGGGGCGGACGCACAUACAGGGUCUCCACCACGUGGAUCGCGGCUAUGAGCAGUUUGAUAAGAAGCUGCGCGGGCUUGGGGCGCACAUCCGGCGCCUCCCGUGCACGCCGGUCGAGCUGCAGGACGUCCUGGUCUAGGCGGCGGGUUAGCGCACGGGUUUGGGCGUGGUUCCGGGGGGUUUGGGCGAGGGUUUCGGGGGUUUUGGUCGGUUGGGGCGGUUGUUUAAGCGGGUUCUGUGAGACAUCGUCGAGGUUGGCGGCCGGGUCGAGCGGGAACCAAGGGAGGGUCGGGCGAGGUUGAGCAACCGCGGGGGGAGGUUAGUGUGAGGGUUUGGCGGAAGAUUCUGGCCUCGGUGUGCUGUGUACUUCAGUGCAGGUUUGGGCUAGGUGUGAGCCAUAGUCUGAGCAAGGGCCGUGGGCAGAAGGUGUGGGGAUGUGGGGCGAGGGAGUUUGGGCGGAGUGGUCAAGAACGAUUGUCGAUGGUGGUCUUGCUUUGGUUUGGGAGGGGGGAGACGUGUGCGCGUGAACAAGCAGGGGCGACGAGAGGGCGCAUUGCUUUUGGAGGGCCGCAGAGAGCGAUGAGAAGCAGAGGUCUGGCAUGCGGACUUAGGCGGAAUAAAGGGUAGGGACUGCUAGGAGUUGUUUCCACCGUGCAAUCCGUUUCCCCGGUGGGAUCCUCGCACCCCUCCAAUAAAAGUUGCAAGGCACCAUCACAUCGGGCGCAAGUCUGGGGUGCCGUCAGCUCGGCAGCUAAAGCGUAGCUGUAGCUUUUCUCUUUGCUGGUUCGCAGCGGGAAGGAUCACCCGUCGCUGGUUGGUGCGACCUUUGGAGCUUUUUCGUGUCUGAGCUCUCGAGUUCCAAUGACUGGCACAUGCGGAGCAGCAUUAUGCUGCUUUCGAAUGCUCUUUGCUCGUUUUACCUAGGUACAAGCGGUCUUUGUCUUUAGCAGAGGUUGUAGCGAGUAGCAUCGACUUUACUUCUUUUUUUGUGCUUUCGACUUAAAUUUACUUUCAUUGACAUACAAAACAUCGUUGAGGAGAUAUCACUCCGGCUUGCUUUCACUCCAC
Klebsormidium nitens is the source of this 2971-nucleotide messenger RNA. The record is from the annotation of a GenBank genome assembly. Lineage: Eukaryota; Viridiplantae; Streptophyta; Klebsormidiophyceae; Klebsormidiales; Klebsormidiaceae.